AUGACGUUCUCAGAGGUGGGAAUGACGUUCUCAGAGGUGGGAAUGACGUUCUCAGAGCGUGGGAAUGACAGCGUGGGAAUGACGUUCUCAGAGGUGGGAAUGACGUUCUCAGAGGUGGAAAUGACGUUCUCAGAGGUGGGAAUGACGUUCUCCGAGCGUGGGAAUGACAGCGUGGGAAUGACGUUCUCAGAGGUGGGAAUGACGUUCUCAGAGGUGGGAAUGACGUUCUCAGAGAGCGUGGGAAUGACGUUCUCAGAGGUGGGAAUGACGUUCUCAGAGGUGGGAAUGACGUUCUCAGAGAGCGUGGGAAUGACGUUCUCAGAGGUGGGAAUGACGUUCUCAGAGGUGGGAAUGACGUUCUCAGAGGUGGGAAUGACGUUCUCAGAGGUGGGAAUGACGUUCUCAGAGGUGGGAAUGACGUUCUCAGAGGGAAUGACGUCAGAGUGGAAUGACGUUCUCAGAGAGCGUGGGAAUGACGUUCUCAGAGGUGGGAAUGACGUUCUCAGAGAGCGUGGGAAUGACGUUCAAGCUCAGAGCGUGGGAAUGACGUUCUCAGAGGUGGGAAUGACGUUCUCAGAGCGUGGGAAUGACAGCGUGGGAAUGACGUUCUCAGAGGUGGGAAUGACGUUCUCAGAGGUGGGAAUGACGUUCUCAGAGGUGGGAAUGACGUUCUCAGAGGUGGGAAUGACGUUCUCAGAGCGUGGGAAUGACGUUCUCAGAGGUGGGAAUGACGUUCUCAGAGCGUGGGAAUGA
Knipowitschia caucasica is the source of this 753-nucleotide messenger RNA. The record is from the annotation of a GenBank genome assembly. Lineage: Eukaryota; Metazoa; Chordata; Actinopteri; Gobiiformes; Gobiidae.